Molecule: messenger RNA, 498 nt
Organism: Sceloporus undulatus (fence lizard)
Lineage: Eukaryota; Metazoa; Chordata; Lepidosauria; Squamata; Phrynosomatidae
Product: connector enhancer of kinase suppressor of ras 1-like
Exons: 3
Source: RefSeq, a predicted model, not a curated record
AUUCUCCUCCAGGAGCAUCAUCUGAUCUUGCACAGGAAGAGCAGAGCUUUCAGUCGGUUUCAGAGGGACACACGACCCCAGAGACUGCCAGCCCUAACAAGCCCAGGACCUUGGAACUUGGGUUGCAAAGCCCACCAAGCCCUGAGCAUGGAUUUGUCCGAGGAAACAGGGGCUUGGGAGCUACUGAUCCAGCCAAAGAAGCUUCUCGGGGGAGCAUUGAAUAUCGAAGAAAGCAGAAAGGCAUGGCCACUAGGUUAAGCCGACGGCGCAUCUCUUGCCAGGAACUGGGACAAGUAGACUGCGAUGGCUGGCUCUUGAAGAAGAAGGACCAUGUGGGCUUCAUGGCCCAGAAAUGGAAACGAUUCUGGUUUGUGCUGAAGGGGCAGACUCUUUACUGGUACAACAAUCCAAAUGUGAGUGCACCCUGAUUGCUAAUGUAUACAGUAGCCAGAAAGUGAUAGCCCUUUAAAAGUUAGUAUUGCCAGAGGGUAAAGCCAC